This is a messenger RNA of Hydra vulgaris (swiftwater hydra), 2483 nucleotides long. RefSeq lists its product as uncharacterized. The record is from RefSeq and is a predicted model, not a curated record. NCBI's taxonomy places the organism in Eukaryota, Metazoa, Cnidaria, Hydrozoa, Anthoathecata, Hydridae.
CGAACUUUGACACGUGAGUUUUUUUAAAAAGGCUAACUAUACAGGAGAAAUUUUAUUUUACGCUGUUGUAGUAAGCAAUAUGACUUCAGUUGUUGAAAUUGAUAAUGUUAGUAAUAAUGACACUGAACUUGGUGGUGAGUUUUUGCCCUGGAAUGGUUUAGAGUCAUUUUUUGUAUUCAACAAAGCAAAUGGUUACAAUAUAAAUGCAAAAUGCGUUUUGUGUGGCCCUUCGGGAAAAUGUAUAAGUACAGCUAAAAAUACAUCAUCUAAUCUAAAACGGCAUGUUAAGAGAGUUCAUCCAUAUAAAAUGGCUGCUUUUGAAAAAGCUAUAAAAGAAGGUAAAAAAAAUGCUUCAGUUAAAAAAGAAAAAUGGGGUUCAUUGGAGAAUGCGAAGAAGGAUGCGGUGCAAUCAAAUCUUGAGAAAUAUGGAACUGAUAAAGGAUAUGAGAGUUUUAAAAUAAAUCAAAAAGGUUUAGACCAACUUGUUGUAAAUUUUGUUAUUAGUGAAACACAACCUUUAUCAAUAGUUUAUAAACCAUCGUUUGUAAAUUUGGUGAAGUUAGGCCUUCCUAAAAACCUAAAAGUUAUUUGCAGUAAAACUUUAAAACUACGUAUUAAUAGCCUUUAUUUAUCAAUGGUUGAAAAUAUUACUUCAAUACUUGGAGAUAUUAUGUAUGUUGCAACCACAGCUGACUGUUGGAGUAAAGGUAAAAGAAGUUAUAUUGGGGUUACUUGUCAUUGGAUAGAUCAAAAGACUCUUCAGCGUCAUUCAGUAUCUUUAGCCUGUAGCCGAAUAAAAGGAAGGCAUACAUAUAUUGUUUUGGCUUCUGCUUUGUAUAAGGUUCAUACAUCCUAUAAAAUACAAAACAAGAUAGUUGCUACAACAACUGACAGUGGCUCAAAUUUUGUAAAAGCUUUUAAAGCAUAUACUGUUUCUGAAAACUCAGACUAUGACGAGGAUAGUAAUGAUGAAGAAGAUAAUGAUGAUUUAUACAGUGAAAAUAUGAGUUUAUAUGACAUUUUAGACAAAAAUAGUCACGAACAAGAAGAGAGUGACUUACUUGUUCAGUUACCACAACAUUUUAGAUGUGCUAGUCAUACACUAGACUUGAUAGCAAAAGAUGAUGUUGAGAAAAUGGUACAGAAUUCACCUAGUAAUUUUAAGAAACUUUAUAGGAAAGCAAUGGGCAAGUGUUCAUCGUUAUGGAGUAAGCAAAAUAUGUCAAAUAUAGUUGCAGAAAAAAUUCACAAUACACUAGAUGUUUAUUUAAAAACUCCUAAUAAAACAAGAUGGAACUGUAUCUAUGACAGCUUGUUACAAAUUAAAAAUAUUUUUUCAGACUCUAAUGGACAUAACAAAAUGAGCAAUAUAAUGGAUUUCUGUGAAAUACAAAGAUUCACAAAUCAAGAAAUUCAAUUAAUUCAAGAAUACUGUGAGGUAAUGACUCCACUUGCCCAUUCUUUAGAUUUUUUACAAGGAGAAGAAUCAAUGUUUAUGGGGUAUUUAUUGCCUACGCUUUACGCUUUAGAUAAAAAGCUAACUACUUUGCAACAGAAAAAUAUGAAUUUUUGUAGUCCGCUUGUCAACGCAGUAAAAUCUUCUGUUCAAACUCGAUUUAGCGCAAUAUGGGAAAAAAAGGAGCUAAUAUUAGCAUCGUGUUUGUUACCUCGCUUUAAAUUAUUAUGGCUUGAUGGUGUCAAACGUUUCUCAGCGGAAGCUUCGUUAAAAUCUUUAUUUGAAAGUGUGGAUCAUAGGUCUAGUUCAGGCCCUUGUGAAAUGGAAUCUUCUCGUACAACUACAGGUGAAUUUAAAGAAGACUUUUUCUGUUUACCUGUUAAAAGCAACAGAGUUACAAGUUCUGGUAUUGAAGAGUUAAAAAUCACAGUCAAGAGAGUUAUCUCUUUUACUAUUAUACCCAUCAGUAUUAAAAGCCUUUUUAGAACUUAACACACCUCUUCCAUCAAGUGCACCUGUUGAGCGACUAUUUUCAACAGGGUCUAAUGUAAUUACUGAAAAAAGAUAUAAAUUGAUUUAUUAUUUGAAAAACUAGUUUUGUUAAAACAAAAUAAAGUUGAAGUUUAAAUUUGUUUUCUUAUAUUUUACUGUUUUCUAAUUACAUUUUUCUUAUGCUUUCGAACUGAAAUUAACAUAUAUGCUUAUAUAUGCGUAACUAUACGUGCCGAGCCGUUAAAAAUAAAAGUAAAAUUUCAAAAAAACAAGAUACUUAUAAAAAGAUUUUAAAAUAUUAAUAAAAAUAAACCAAUUAUAAUAAGUUUGCUUCCAUUUUGUUGUUAGUGUAAUUCGUAAUGAGUAAUUCAAAAAUUAUUAAAAAAAAAAGAACGAACUUGGAACGAAUUCCUUUUUUUGAGGAAUUUGGAAAAAGUUCCUUUUUGAGGUAAGGAACGAGGAUCUGGAACGAGUUCAUAUUAUACCAAAUGAACGGGGAACGGAACGAGAUCCUUUUAAAAAGGAACUUUCCAAA